This is a messenger RNA of Vicia villosa (hairy vetch), 943 nucleotides long. RefSeq lists its product as uncharacterized. The coding region runs from base 46 to 579 and encodes 177 amino acids. The transcript has 2 exons. NCBI's taxonomy places the organism in Eukaryota, Viridiplantae, Streptophyta, Magnoliopsida, Fabales, Fabaceae. The record is from RefSeq and is a predicted model, not a curated record.
UCAUUUAAUUAGUGCAGAAUCGGUACUAACAUUCAAUGUAAACUUAUGUUGGCAGCUGUUGAUUCUGAUGAAGAUUUUAGCUCUGACGAUGACAAUGUUACCGGUACUAGCUCCAUGCCGCAUCCAUCAAAUGAGUAUUAUGAUAUUGGCGAUCCACUAUUUGAAUGUCGAUAUUGCUCGGCAUUAAUGUGGUAUCAAGAGAGGAUGGAGAAACACAAGCACUCGGCAAAUCCUAAAUAUUCAUUGUGUUGUGGUAACGGGAAAGUUGAGUUACCUUUCUUGAAAACACCGCCUCCUGAUCUAACAAAACUGCUUUUUGAUCAUGAUUCACUAAUCAGCAGAAAAUUCCAACAACAAAUACGAGUUUACAACAUGAUGUUCGCAUUCACAUCUCCUGGUGCCAAGUUGGAUAACAAGUACAACAAUGGUUGUGGACCACCCACAAUACGCAUUCAAGGUCAAUCUUGCCAUCAAAUCGGGAGUCUGUUACCAGCACAGGGGCAAAAACCAAAGUUCGCACAACUAUACGUCUAUGGCACCGAAAAUGAAGUUGAAAAUAGAAUGGAUGGUCUAAGGUAAUUAUGCAUAUUUUUAGUUCAGCUCCCAUACACAUUUGUAGUUUAUCUGUUUUGGUCAAUAAUUCUUUUCUCCAUUUAUUAUUAGGAAUUCCACAGAUAUUGAUCCAUCCAUUGUUCAACAACUUUCUGCAAUGUUGUACAGACAUAACGCACAUGCAAAAAGCUUCCAAAUGGCAAGGGAAAGAAUUAACAAUGAUAACGUCCACAACUUAAAGUUGAGACACAUUUCUGAUUGCAAAACAGAUGGUAGGAUCUACAAUCAACCUACUGUGUCUGAAGUUGCAGCGUUAAUUGUUGGUGAUGUUGACACUGCAGAGGAAAGGGACAUUAUUAUGGAAAAAAGAAGUGGAAAACUUAAAAGAAUA